GUACCUUGAGAAGAAAUGGAGGACACGACUUUAAUUGCCAAAGAUGUCACUGAAUUGAUCGGUAAAACACCUCUGGUUUAUCUAAACAACGUUGUCGAUGGAUCCGUCGCUAAAAUUGCUGCUAAGUUGGAGGCAAUGGAACCCUGCUCCAGUGUCAAGGACAGGAUCGGAUAUAGUAUGAUUGCGGAUGCAGAGGAGAAGGGUCUCAUUAAUCCGGGUGAGAGUGUCCUGAUCGAGCCAACCAGUGGUAAUACCGGUAUAGGAUUGGCAUUCAUGGCUGUUCAGAAAGCUGAAGAAAUUCAUGCAAAGACACCUAAUUCUUACAUUCUUAAGCAAUUUGAAAACCCUGCCAACCCAAAGGUCCAUUAUGAGACAACUGGACCAGAGAUAUGGAAAGGCACUGGAGGGAAGAUAGAUAUACUUGUCUCAGGUAUUGGGACCGGAGGCACUGUAACAGGAGCAGGGAAGUAUCUCAAAGAGCAGAAUCCCGACAUUAAGCUCGUUGGUGUGGAACCAGUUGUAACAUUACAAUGCUUUUUAAUUCUAUUAAUCCCCUGUUAUUAA
Hibiscus syriacus is the source of this 564-nucleotide messenger RNA. RefSeq names its product cysteine synthase-like. Gene Ontology annotation, molecular function: cysteine synthase activity. The transcript has 6 exons. Bases 16 to 564 code for a protein of 182 amino acids. The record is from RefSeq and is a predicted model, not a curated record. Gene Ontology annotation, cellular component: cytoplasm. Lineage: Eukaryota; Viridiplantae; Streptophyta; Magnoliopsida; Malvales; Malvaceae.